AGUCGGCCUGCGCUCCUCAGCCUGGCGGUUCUACCUCCGAGGGUUCGCCCGCCCUUGGUUUUCCUUACACCUUAGCCUUUGGCUCCUUUGACCACUCGAAGCCCCACAGCGUGUUCCAGCGGACUUCACCAGCAGACCCAGAAGUGGUGGGUGAAACACUGCCUCUGUUCCUCCUUGAGCCUGUCGGGAGCUGCUGCCUGCCACCACCAUGUCUGCUGCAAAUCCUGAGACUCCAAACUCAACCAUCUCCAGAGAGGCCAGCACCCAGUCUUCAUCAGCUGCAGCUAGCCAAGGCUGGGUGUUACCAGAAGGCAAAAUCGUGCCAAACACUGUUUUUGUUGGUGGAAUUGAUGCUAGGAUGGAUGAAACUGAGAUUGGAAGCUGCUUUGGUAGAUACGGUUCAGUGAAAGAAGUGAAGAUAAUCACGAAUCGAACUGGUGUGUCCAAAGGCUAUGGAUUUGUUUCGUUUGUUAAUGACGUGGAUGUCCAGAAGAUAGUAGGAUCACAGAUACAUUUCCAUGGUAAAAAGCUGAAGCUGGGCCCUGCAAUCAGGAAACAAAAGUUAUGUGCUCGUCAUGUGCAGCCACGUCCUUUGGUAGUUAAUCCUCCUCCUCCACCACAGUUUCAGAACGUCUGGCGGAAUCCAAACACUGAAACCUACCUGCAGCCCCAAAUCACGCCGAAUCCUGUAACUCAGCACGUUCAGUCUGCUGCAAAUCCUGAGACUCCAAACUCAACCAUCUCCAGAGAGGCCAGCACCCAGUCUUCAUCAGCUGCAGCUAGCCAAGGCUGGGUGUUACCAGAAGGCAAAAUCGUGCCAAACACUGUUUUUGUUGGUGGAAUUGAUGCUAGGAUGGAUGAAACUGAGAUUGGAAGCUGCUUUGGUAGAUACGGUUCAGUGAAAGAAGUGAAGAUAAUCACGAAUCGAACUGGUGUGUCCAAAGGCUAUGGAUUUGUUUCGUUUGUUAAUGACGUGGAUGUCCAGAAGAUAGUAGGAUCACAGAUACAUUUCCAUGGUAAAAAGCUGAAGCUGGGCCCUGCAAUCAGGAAACAAAAGUUAUGUGCUCGUCAUGUGCAGCCACGUCCUUUGGUAGUUAAUCCUCCUCCUCCACCACAGUUUCAGAACGUCUGGCGGAAUCCAAACACUGAAACCUACCUGCAGCCCCAAAUCACGCCGAAUCCUGUAACUCAGCACGUUCAGUCUGCUGCAAAUCCUGAGACUCCAAACUCAACCAUCUCCAGAGAGGCCAGCACCCAGUCUUCAUCAGCUGCAGCUAGCCAAGGCUGGGUGUUACCAGAAGGCAAAAUCGUGCCAAACACUGUUUUUGUUGGUGGAAUUGAUGCUAGGAUGGAUGAAACUGAGAUUGGAAGCUGCUUUGGUAGAUACGGUUCAGUGAAAGAAGUGAAGAUAAUCACGAAUCGAACUGGUGUGUCCAAAGGCUAUGGAUUUGUUUCGUUUGUUAAUGACGUGGAUGUCCAGAAGAUAGUAGGAUCACAGAUACAUUUCCAUGGUAAAAAGCUGAAGCUGGGCCCUGCAAUCAGGAAACAAAAGUUAUGUGCUCGUCAUGUGCAGCCACGUCCUUUGGUAGUUAAUCCUCCUCCUCCACCACAGUUUCAGAACGUCUGGCGGAAUCCAAACACUGAAACCUACCUGCAGCCCCAAAUCACGCCGAAUCCUGUAACUCAGCACGUUCAGGCUUACUCUGCUUAUCCACAUUCACCAGGUCAGGUCAUCACUGGAUGUCAGUUGCUUGUAUAUAAUUAUCAGGAAUAUCCUACUUAUCCCGAUUCAGCAUUUCAGGUCACCACUGGAUAUCAGUUGCCUGUAUAUAAUUAUCAGCCAUUUCCUGCUUAUCCAAGAUCACCAUUUCAGGUCACUGCUGGAUAUCAGUUGCCUGUAUAUAAUUAUCAGGCAUUUCCUGCUUAUCCAAAUUCACCAUUUCAAGUCGCCACUGGAUAUCAGUUCCCUGUAUACAAUUAUCAGCCAUUUCCUGCUUAUCCAAGUUCACCAUUUCAGGUCACUGCUGGAUAUCAGUUGCCUGUAUAUAAUUAUCAGGCAUUUCCUGCUUAUCCAAAUUCACCAUUUCAAGUCGCCACUGGAUAUCAGUUCCCUGUAUACAAUUAUCAGGCAUUUCCUGCUUAUCCAAAUUCACCAGUUCAGGUCACCACUGGAUAUCAGUUGCCUGUAUACAAUUAUCAGGCAUUUCCUGCUUAUCCAAGUUCACCAUUUCAGGUCACCACUGGAUAUCAGUUGCCUGUAUAUAAUUAUCAGGCAUUUCCUGCUUAUCCAAAUUCAGCAGUUCAGGUCACCACUGGAUAUCAGUUCCAUGUAUACAAUUACCAGAUGCCACCGCAGUGCCCUGUUGGGGAGCAAAGGAGAAAUCUGUGGACCGAAGCAUACAAAUGGUGGUAUCUUGUCUGUUUAAUCCAGAGAAGAGACUGAUAAAUUCCGUUGUUACUCAAGAUGACUGCUUCAAGGGUAAAAGAGUGCAUCGCUUUAGAAGAAGUUUGGCAGUAUUUAAAUCUGUUGGAUCCUCUCAGCUAUCUAGUUUCAUGGGAAGUUGCUGGUUUUGAAUAUUAAGCUAAAAGUUUUCCACUAUUACAGAAAUUCUGAAUUUUGGUAAAUCACACUGAAACUUUCUGUAUAACUUGUAUUAUUAGACUCUCUAGUUUUAUCUUAACACUGAAACUGUUCUUCAUUAGAUGUUUAUUUAGAACCUGGUUCUGUGUUUAAUAUAUAGUUUAAAGUAACAAAUAAUCGAGACUGAAAGAAUGUUAAGAUUUAUCUGCAAGGAUUUUUAAAAAAUUGAAACUUGCAUUUUAAGUGUUUAAAAGCAAAUACUGACUUUCAAAAAAGUUUUUAAAACCUGAUUUGAAAGCUAACAAUUUUGAUAGUCUGAACACAAGCAUUUCACUUCUCCAAGAAGUACCUGUGAACAGUACAAUAUUUCAGUAUUGAGCUUUGCAUUUAUGAUUUAUCUAGAAAUUUACCUCAAAAGCAGAAUUUUUAAAACUGCAUUUUUAAUCAGUGGAACUCAAUGUAUAGUUAGCUUUAUUGAAGUCUUAUCCAAACCCAGUAAAACAGAUUCUAAGCAAACAGUCCAAUCAGUGAGUCAUAAUGUUUAUUCAAAGUAUUUUAUCUUUUAUCUAGAAUCCACAUAUGUAUGUCCAAUUUGAUUGGGAUAGUAGUUAGGAUAACUAAAAUUCUGGGCCUAAUUUUUUAAAGAAUCCAAGACAAACUAAACUUUACUGGGUAUAUAACCUUCUCAAUGAGUUACCAUUCUUUUUUAUAAAAAAAAUUGUUCCUUGAAAUGCUAAACUUAAUGGCUGUAUGUGAAAUUUGCAAAAUACUGGUAUUAAAGAACGCUGCAGCUUUUUUAUGUCACUCAAAGGUUAAUCGGAGUAUCUGAAAGGAAUUGUUUUUAUAAAAACAUUGAAGUAUUAGUUACUUGCUAUAAAUAGAUUUUUAUUUUUGUUUUUUAGCCUGUUAUAUUUCCUUCUGUAAAAUAAAAUAUGUCCAGAAGAGGCAUGUUGUUUCUAGAUUAGGUAGUGUCCUCAUUUUAUAUUGUGACCACACAGCUAGAGCACCAGAGCCCUUUUGCUAUACUCACAGUCUUGUUUUCCCAGCCUCUUUUACUAGUCUUUCAGGAGGUUUGCUCUUAGAACUGGUGAUGUAAAGAAUGGAAGUAGCUGUAUGAGCAGUUCAAAGGCCAAGCCGUGGAAUGGUAGCAAUGGGAUAUAAUACCUUUCUAAGGGAAACAUUUGUAUCAGUAUCAUUUGAUCUGCCAUGGACAUGUGUUUAAAGUGGCUUUCUGGCCCUUCUUUCAAUGGCUUCUUCCCUAAAACGUGGAGACUCUAAGUUAAUGUCGUUACUAUGGGCCAUAUUACUAAUGCCCACUGGGGUCUAUGAUUUCUCAAAAUUUUCAUUCGGAAUCCGAAGGAUACAGUCUUUAAACUUUAGAAUUCCCAAGAAGGCUUUAUUACACCUCAGAAAUUGAAAGCACCAUGACUUUGUCCAUUAAAAAAUUAUCCAUAGUUUUUUUAGUGCUUUUAACAUUCCGACAUACAUCAUUCUGUGAUUAAAUCUCCAGAUUUCUGUAAAUGAUACCUACAUUCUAAAGAGUUAAUUCUAAUUAUUCCGAUAUGACCUUAAGGAAAAGUAAAGGAAUAAAUUUUUGUCUUUGUUGAAGUAUUUAAUAGAGUAAGGUAAAGAAGAUAUUAAGUCCCUUUCAAAAUGGAAAAUUAAUUCUAAACUGAGAAAAAUGUUCCUACUACCUAUUGCUGAUACUGUCUUUGCAUAAAUGAAUAAAAAUAAACUUUUUUUCUUCAAAUGUG
Molecule: messenger RNA, 4335 nt
Organism: Homo sapiens (human)
Lineage: Eukaryota; Metazoa; Chordata; Mammalia; Primates; Hominidae
Gene: DAZ1
Product: deleted in azoospermia 1
Exons: 28
Coding region: 209-2443 (744 amino acids)
Cellular component (GO): nucleus; cytoplasm
Molecular function (GO): nucleic acid binding; mRNA 3'-UTR binding; RNA binding
Source: RefSeq, marked reviewed